Molecule: messenger RNA, 2048 nt
Organism: Cheilinus undulatus (humphead wrasse)
Lineage: Eukaryota; Metazoa; Chordata; Actinopteri; Labriformes; Labridae
Product: pregnancy-specific beta-1-glycoprotein 4-like
Exons: 7
Coding region: 18-1523 (501 amino acids)
Source: RefSeq, a predicted model, not a curated record
CAGGUGAUGUUUCAGACAUGAACACCAUGUUCCCACUGUUGCUGAUGCUGCUUGGAGUCUCUCAUGGUAUGAACAACAACUGUGAUGCCAGACAGGAUGGAGCUAAGUGUUAUGGGGCUCAAGGAGGAUCUGUGGUCCUCCAGCUGAUGGACGAUGCCUCACGCAUAUUUAAAUAUCAAUGGUUUAAGGAAACAGUGCAAAUACUACAUGGAAGACACGACAAGAUUCUGUCUAAUCGGAUAGAAAGCAGAUCCUCAUUUACUCCCAGAAAUGGAAAAUUACAGAUCAAUAAACUUAGCGGGAAUGAUGGUGGUGAAUACACUCUUGAAAUCUACUUCGAUUCAAGUGGGGCCAGUCCAGUGACCCGGACUCUACAGCUGACCAUUCAAGCUCCUGUGUCCUCUGUGGUGCUGGUCUCUAAAUGCCUGGCUGAGAGAGGGAUGGCCGUCUUCUGCUCUGCUGGAGAAGGAGACAGUCCUCAGUACAGCUGGACUCUGGACGGACUAACAGUGAAGGACUCCCAGCUCCUCUCUGGAAACAGUGAGAGUCAGAUCAUCACUUUGAAAGAAGACGUGUCGGGACAACUGGCCUGCUCGGCCAAGAAUCACAUCAGCAGUGUUUCAGAAGAGAAGAGGAUAACCCCCUGUGGUUUGGAAACGUUCUGUGAUGGCAGGCAGGCAAGAACUACAUGUUAUGGUGCUCUAGGAGGAACUUUGGUUCUCCAGCUGAUGGACAAUGCCUCAGAAAUAUUUCAGUACCAGUGGUUAAAAGGACAAAAGCAAAUGCUUCACUGGAGAAAGAAUAAGACUGUGUUUAAUCAGAUAGAAUACAGAUCCUCAUUUACUUCCAACAAUGGCACAUUGAGGAUCGAUGACCUGGGCCGGAAUGAUGAUGGUGAAUACACUCUGAAAAUCUUUGAUUCACAAAGAAUGCCUUCAGAGGAGCGAACUAUGCGGUUGAUGAUUCAAACUACUGUGUCCUCUGUCAUGCUGACCUUUAAGUGUCAGUCCCAGGGAGAGAUGAGAGCUGCCUGCUUUUCUGAGGGAGGAGACGGUCCUCAGUACUUCUGGACUCUGGAUGGAGAAACACUGACGGACUCUCAGCUCCUCUCUGUAAGCAGUGAGAGUCAGAUCAUCACUCUGAAAGAAAACGUAUCAGGACGACUGGUGUGCUCAGUCAGGAAUCACAUCAGUCAGAUAUCUGCCUGUGGCUUCCUUUUCAAUAACUGUAUCUCACCCAAUGGGACGUACAUUUCACACUGGACACAUCAGUCAAGGAACAACUUGUGUUUAGAGCCAAAGACAGCCCCCACCAUGACUCCAGACAACUCUGUGGAUCCAUCCCUGCUUAUAUGCAGUUCACGAGCAGCUGUGGUAAUUCUGAUAAUAAUCGGGGUUUUCAUUUGUUUUGCUUGCAAGAAAAAUAAAUCCCAGAAAGCUGAAGGCUUUGCAGGCCCUGAGAUGGUUAAUGAAAAUACUUCUGUUGCAGUGGUUGAAAUGAGAAGCUCUGAAUCUGAACUCUAACUCUGUGAAACAAAUAUUGUCUGUGCUGAAUCUACCGGCUAUGAAGAGGCCAUGUACCUUUACAGGUGUUUGGGUUCAAUAUUUUCCUCUUUCUUCUUUUACUUCUUUCUUUAUCUCACUUUUGAUUAAAAGAAAAUGUGCAUGUGUGUAAAUAAAGUGUGAAUUGUAUGAUAAAAUGUAAAAUGGACAUUCAAGGAAAAUCUUUCUGGUUUGAGAAUGUUCUGUAAGUUGAUUUGAUGUUUUGAGACUUAUUUCUUUCAGUUUUACAUUAACACUUUAUUUUUUAUUUCAUAUUAUCAUCACAUUUAAAUAUUGUUGUUAUUGAAUUCAUACUUUGUUCCAAGUAACUCUGUGUAACCUCCUGUGUUUUGUCAUUUGCUUAGGGCUGGCUGUGACAAAUGGGGGCUUGUCUGGGAUUUGAACCCCAGACCUCUUGCACCCCAAGCAAGAAUCAUACCCCUAGAUAUUUCUCCACUGUCUGUAAGAUCUAUGAAAACAUAAGCAUACAGUGCAAUUAAAAUAUUU